Molecule: messenger RNA, 2105 nt
Organism: Seriola aureovittata
Lineage: Eukaryota; Metazoa; Chordata; Actinopteri; Carangiformes; Carangidae
Gene: ube2g2
Product: ubiquitin-conjugating enzyme E2G 2 (UBC7 homolog, yeast)
Exons: 6
Coding region: 120-617 (165 amino acids)
Cellular component (GO): cytosol; endoplasmic reticulum
Source: RefSeq, a predicted model, not a curated record
AGACGAUGUGCGCAUGCGCAGCUGAAUGAGCUGUGGCGACAGAUUGGUUGCGGAGAAAAACAAGUUGAAAGCCGGAGCAGAUUUUUAUUUUUGUUUUUAUUCGCCUCCGGGAAAACACGAUGGCCGGUACCGCGCUGAAGAGACUCAUGGCGGAGUAUAAACAGCUGACUCUGAACCCACCUGAGGGGAUUGUUGCAGGUCCAGCCAAUGAGGAGAACUUCUUUGAGUGGGAGGCUCUCAUCAUGGGUCCUCAGGACACAUGUUUUGAAGGUGGAGUGUUUCCCGCUGUCCUCAGUUUUCCCUCCGAUUAUCCCCUCAGUCCUCCGAAGAUGAGGUUCACCUGCGACAUGUUUCACCCGAACAUCUAUCCAGAUGGGCGGGUGUGUAUCUCCAUCCUCCACGCUCCAGGUGAUGACCCGAUGGGAUAUGAGAGCAGUGCAGAGAGGUGGAGUCCAGUCCAGAGUGUGGAGAAGAUCCUGCUCUCUGUGGUCAGCAUGCUGGCAGAGCCUAAUGACGAGAGUGGAGCAAAUGUCGACGCCUCUAAAAUGUGGCGUGAGGACAGAGAGCAGUUUUACAAACUUGCCCAGAAGAUCGUACGCAAGUCGCUGGGCCUUUAGAGAUGUCAUCACCCUGAGACGAUGAUGUCAUCACCCUGACGUUGCCCAGCACUCUGUCUGUGUUUGUCUGUUUCAGAAACAGUACUCCUUUCUUCCUCCGGUACCUUUUCACUGGGAUGACAGACACAGCAUCCUCCUCGUCACCAUGGAAACAACACACACACACACACACACACACACACACAGAGUGCUGCUGAUGGACAGGUCAAUGAACUGAUGGACGAGUGGAAGCUGAUCAGAUGGAUGUUUGAGACCUUUCCAUCAAAGUUUUAGUCAAAUUACUAAAAGUCAACAGAAGAAGUCAUGUGACCAUACUCACGAUGACAUCAUCACCACACCUGGACACAGCGCUCCAAGAUGAAGGGUCACUCAUCAUGACCAUCAGUAUUAUCAUGUUUAUUUCCUGUUGAUCGAUUGACGUUUAAUACCAAUAAUGAAACCUGCUCAUCUCCAGAUCACUGAUGAUGUCAUCUCAAUGUCACAUUUAAAACAACCUGUGUUUGUCCAGACAGGUGCAACAGAACCCCUGAGCAACGUUAGCAUCAAGAGCAUCAUUAGCUUCCUGCUAAAAGCUCCUUAUCAGACUCAUAAACAUGGACACGUCCUGCCGCUGUUGAACGAGACACAAACAAAGUCCCACUGUUGACCAACAAUCAGCUGACAGAGCUGAGCUUGGAUUGGACAGUUGUUCCACCACAGGGGCGUGGUUUAUACUUAGAGACAGGGGAACGUCAGACUGACACUGUUGUCAUCUGGAUACAGUAUCUCAGUUUUCACCACUGGACAGAUGUUUUCAGAUGAGCUCUCUGUUUGACCUUUGACCCCAACCAAACGGCUCCAAACAAACCACAGAGGAAACAAAGGGCGACUCCGCCUCCUUCCUCCUUUUGAUUCAGAUUCAACAACAAGGUCACGGUAAAGGUCCCUCUCAGAUCUUAUCAUUAAUCAUCACGUCUCGUCUCUCUGAGACACCGAUCACAGCCACAACAACCAAACUAAUAAUCCAACAAUUCAACUUCUCAAAGAAUCGAUUCAUAGUUUUGUUUUGAAAAUGUCAGAAAACAAUAAAAAAACAACUUCUCAGACCAAAAUCCAUUUAAAGAUGUAAAACAGAAAAGAUGAAGAAACUUCCUGUUGAUUCAUCGUUUCAGCGCCAACAGGUCGACUGGUGGACGACGCUUUCCUGUCGGUGUGAUGAUGAAACUCGUCUCUCUCCCCGUCGCUGUCGAUACGUUUGGCUUCGAUCAGCGGCGUCUCAGCUUCUCUCUGUGGGACUUAAUGCACUUUAUCUCUUCCCAGAGGACGAUGAUCCAGGACUGUGGAGGAGGAGGAGCUCCGGCUGGUUUUAGUUUUGUAAUUAUUUUUAAGAAAUGAGGCUGGAUGUCCUUUGUCUUAAGGACGAUGACGUUUUGUUUGAAGAGUUUCUUUUAAAGUGUUUGUUGAUUUAAAACGUAUUUCAUUAAAUAAACCGAGGGAGGAGCAACAUGA